AUGUUUAUUGUGUUAUUGGUUCUACUACUACAAUUUUUUGGCUAUGUAAAUGGCGAAGAUGAGCUUCAUAAUUUAAAGGAGUGUGAUAUCUACCAUGGAAAAUGGGUUUAUGACGAUUCAUAUCCUCUUUACAACUCAAGUCAAUGUUUUCAUCUAAAUAUGCAUUUCGAUUGCCAACAAAAUGGUCGUCCAGAUCAACAAUAUCUCAAAUAUAGAUGGAAACCAUUUGCAUGUGACCUACCAAGGUUUAGUGGUAAGGAUUUGUUGGAGAGAAUGAGAAAUAAAAGGAUAACAUUUAUUGGGGACUCAAUAAGCUUAAAUCAGUGGCAAUCUUUCAUAUGCAUGCUUCAUUCACACCAUCCUCAUGCCGCAUUCACUCGAGACAACGAUCAUGGUUUCACUCAAUUCACCUUUCUGAAUCACAACGUCUCAGUGGGAUUUUCAUGGAAUGCAUUGUUGGUAGAAAAAGAGAGCACCUCUUAUGGAGUAGUCUUGAAUCUUGGUUCCAUUUCUGAUUUUGAUGCUAACAUGUGGCGACACAGUGAUGUUUUGAUCUUCAAUUCAUGGCUCUGGUGGCUUCAUAGUCGCUCUGAUAGACCGUGGGAUUUCAUUGUGGAUGGUGAUGAUUUACACAAAGACAUGGAUCGUUUGGUUGCAUACGAGAAAGCAUUAUCAACAUGGUCUCAUUGGGUGCAAAAUAACAUUGACUUUGAUAAAACCCUAGUCUUCUUUCGAGGGGAUUCACCAAGACAUCCCAAUGCUAGCGAAUGGGGGAAUAACGAUGGAAAGCAAUGCAGUGAAGAAAGAGAACCAAUAGAAGUUAGGGAAGUGAACGAGUAUCGAGAACUGAAGAAACCAGCGGGUGAAGGGAUUGUGGAGAGAAUAGUAAGAAAGAUGAGAAAGCCGGUGAGGUUGUUGGAUAUAACAAGAUUGUCGGAGCUGAGAAAAGAUGGACACCCAGGUGCUUAUGCUUCAUCUCAUCAUCAAGGCAUGGAUUGUAGCCAUUGGUGUGUCCCUGGUGUUCCUGACACUUGGAAUCACCUCUUUUAUGCCGAGCUUCUCAGAGCUUAUGUAUAAAACAAUCAUCAUCAUUAUCUAUA
Arachis stenosperma is the source of this 1100-nucleotide messenger RNA. RefSeq names its product protein trichome birefringence-like 43. Gene Ontology annotation, molecular function: O-acetyltransferase activity. The coding region runs from base 1 to 1077 and encodes 358 amino acids. The transcript is spliced from 5 exons. The record is from RefSeq and is a predicted model, not a curated record. Lineage: Eukaryota; Viridiplantae; Streptophyta; Magnoliopsida; Fabales; Fabaceae. Gene Ontology annotation, cellular component: Golgi apparatus.